CCAGCGCAUGAUUUGAAAUCGACGAAACGCUUCUUGUGCAAGAAACAGUUUUAAUUAUAAAUCAAAAAAUAUAAAAAACAAAACAUUCGCCGUGCAACUUUAAAAUAAUUAUUAAAUAUCCUAGUCAUGCGACGUUUAAUCAUUUGGCUUUUUAUAGCCAUUUUUGCUUCCAGUGUCACUGAGCAAAUAGGAGCGAACAAUAUUGGUGCAAAACAAAUAAUGAAUUCCGCCGCACAAAUUGCCGGAAACAAUAAUGCCGUGAGCAGUUUAUUGAAUGUCAACCCUCAAGCAGGUGUGGCUGUCAACGCCUUGAAUACUGUGACCCAAACUGCCAGUGGUAUAGCCGGUGCAGGUAGUGGAAAUAAUAUUGGCUCAAGCCAAGUUGCUAACACUGGCGCACUUAUCAGAGGCAGCGGCAACACCGUCAGCAGUUUACUCAAUGUGAAUCCGCAAGUGAAUGCGGAUGUCAAUGCUUUGAAUGCUGUCAAGCAACAAGCCACCGCAGCAGUCGGUGGUGAAGUUCAGGGUGAUCGUGUAUUAGCUGGAAAUAGUAUUGGAGGCAAACAAAUACAAUCGACUGGCUCUCGCAUUGUGGGUGAUGGCAACACUGUUUCGAGUUUGGCCAAUGUUAACCCACAAGUGAAUGCUGGCGUAAAUCUACUCAACUCGGUUACACAAACGGUCUCGGGCGCAACUGGUGUACGAAGCUCUGGAGGAAGUGGCGGACCCUUAGGUGGCGUAGUUGGCGGCAUCGGUAGUGCUGCAAAUAACAUAGGUGGCAAGCAAGUCAUGGACGCCGGUACUAGUAUUCUUGGCAAUAAGAACCAGGUAUUUAGUUUGCUGAACGUCAAUCCGCAAGUAAAUGCGGAUGUUAAUGCCUUGAACAAUGUAAAGCAGACGGGAACUGCUGUAUCGGCAGUUGGCACGGGCACACGGGCUGAUGCAGUCAGUGGUGGACGAGCCGAUGUUGCUGGUUUAGGCACUAAUAAUAUCGGUGGCAGUCAAGCUCAACAAACCGGCGCUCGCAUUGUUGGUGAUGGCAACACCGUUUCGAGUCUCGCUAAUGUCAAUCCACAAGUGAAUGCUGGCGUAAAUCUACUCAACUCGGUUACACAAACGGUUUCAGGCGCAGCUGCCGGAGGAGGGUCAGGAGGUAGUGGCGGACUCUUAGGUGGCGUACUUGGUGGCCUCGGUGGUGCUGCAAAUAACAUAGGCGGCAAACAAGUCAUGGAUGCUGGCAAUAGCAUAUUGGGUAAUAAUAACCGGGUGUCGAGUUUAUUGAAUCUUAAUCCACAAGUGAAUGCUGAUGUGAACGCGUUAAACUCCGUUACACAGCAAGCAACUGGUAGUACAGGCAACGCUGGAGGGGUGGGCGGUGUCACUGGUGCAAGAUUGGGCACUGGUUCGAGAGCGGUAGGUUCGAACCGCGCUGGAAAUAAUAUUGGCGGCAGCCAAGCUCAAUCCACAGGCGCACAUAUCAUUGGUGAUGGCAACACCGUUUCGAGUCUCGCUAAUGUCAAUCCACAAGUGAAUGCUGGCGUAAAUCUACUCAACUCGGUUACACAAACGGUUUCAGGCGCAUCUGGCGGACGAACCUCAGGAGGUAGCGGCGGACUCUUAGGGGGCGUACUUGGUGGCCUCGGUGGUGCUGCUAAUAACAUAGGCGGAAAGCAAGUCAUGGAUGCUGGCACUAGUAUAAUGGGUAAUAAUAACCGGGUGUCGAGUUUAUUAAAUCUUAAUCCACAAGUGAAUGCUGAUGUGAACGCGUUAAACUCCGUUACACAGCAAGCAACUGGUAGUACAGGCAACGCUGGAGGGGUGGGCGGUGUCACUGGUGCAAGAUUGGGCACUGGUUCGGGAGCGAUAGGUUCGAGACGCGCUGGAAAUAAUAUUGGCGGCAGCCAAGCUCAAUCCACAGGCGCACGUAUCGUUGGUGAUGGUAACACCGUUUCGAGUCUCGCUAAUGUCAAUCCACAAGUAAAUGCUGGCGUAAAUCUACUCAACUCGGUUACACAAACCGUUUCCGGUGCGACAGGUGGUGGCAGCUCCGAUGGCGGUUUAUUGGGCGGCUUACUAGGCGGCUUGGGUGGUGCCGCCAACAAUAUCGGUGGGCGACAAGUCAUGGACGCAGGCACUACAAUUAUGGGCAGUGGAAAUCAAGUUUCAAGCCUAUUGAAUGUUAACCCGCAAGUGAAUGCCGACGUGAAUGCUUUAAAUGUGGUCAAUCAACAAACUGUUGGUGCAGAUAGAUCUUCCACAGGCGGCGGCGCUUCUGCAAUUGGCGGACGAUCUAUGCCUGGACAACAAGGAGGACAAGGAACCGCAGUAGCUUCCAGCAAUAAUAUCGGUGGCCGUCAAAGACAGAACAGCGGCACGGCAAUACAAGGCUCAGACAACGAGGUGUUCACACUGGCUGAUGUAGCACCACAAUUAGAUCUCAACAUUGACUUACUCAACGCGGUGACACAAACCGGUGCAGGCGGCAAGCAAAACGUAGUAAACGAUGCCACCGUCAUACGCGGAGAUAACAACAAGGUCAGCUCUUUGGCCAAUGUCAAGCCCCAGAUUGGCGUCAAUCUUCAAUUGCUCAAUCAAGUAGAGCAGCUGACAGGUCUUGUUGGCGAUGUCCUAGAGGAUCCCAGUAGUGUUACGAAUAUUCUGCGACCUGGUGCUGAAGGUGAAUUGGAUUGUGAGGACAAUAAUAUUGGCAAUGUGCAAGAGCGUAUUUCUGGCACCAAUAUUGUUGGCAAUAAUAAUGACGUUUUCACCGGUGUUGAUGUGAGCCCUCAGAUCAAUGCUGAUCUUAAUAUUUUAAACAGUGUAAGGCAGCGGGUCCGUUGCAGACCGAGAAUAGUGACAACAACGUUACCUCCGACCCUACCUCCAACUGUGCCAACUACAAUUCCUCCACCUACUCCCCCACCAACUCUACCUCCGACAUUACCUCCUACUUUGCCACCGACUUUACCUCCUACAUUGCCACCGACUUUACCUCCUACCUUGCCGCCCACACUUCCACCGACUUUACCUCCUACUUUGCCACCCACACUUCCACCGACUUUACCACCUACACUGCCACCUACUCCUCCGACAUAUCCUCCUUUUCCACCUUACCCUACAUACCCACCUUAUCCGCCAUACCAUGAGUAUCCCACGUAUCCAUCACCGAUUCUCCCAUAUUCAUCUCACGUUCACAGAAAUCUUCCAGUACAGCCGCCAAAGCCCGUCGCACAAUAUCCAUCAGGUUCACCAACUAAUUGCUUUGAGAUAACCGAUUUUGAUUUGAAUGGAACGAAAGCAAAGUCACGCAUAGUUUGCGUGCCUAUGCCGGUGGGUUCGCCGAAUAAUUCAGAAAGACAUAUUCACUUAUCUCCAGCUGCACCUCUUGGUCCACCAACACUGUCAUAUAGACCCAGACGACGUUGCUAUCGUCGCCGGUGCAGCAAAUGGAAGACUUCACCCGAAAAGUAUCAAUGCAGUGAUGUUAGCUGUCAUCAGGCAGUUCCAGUUCCAGUAACUACGCCAGCUCCCAUGCCCGUUCGACCAGCACCAACUCAGAAACGCCCAGGGAACUACAUACAAAAUGAAGCACCCCUUCAAGUUGCGUUUGAACAUUACCUUUCUUAAGUGGUUGAAUAAUGCUUUUGAGAAAUAAAUACUAGAUAUAUA
Messenger RNA from Ceratitis capitata (Mediterranean fruit fly), 3669 nucleotides. RefSeq lists its product as uncharacterized. Lineage: Eukaryota; Metazoa; Arthropoda; Insecta; Diptera; Tephritidae. The transcript has 15 exons. The coding region runs from base 127 to 3627 and encodes 1166 amino acids. The record is from RefSeq and is a predicted model, not a curated record.